UAGACCAUGUUGCUAUACGGACUGUUUGUUUGUCUUUGUGUUCUGAGUGUUGAGUCGGUGCAGCUAAAUGUCAGUUGUCCUGUAGUCAGCCCGAGGGAGCUCGAUUGGAAAGCACUUGAUGGAAAAUGGUACAUAACAGCGGCGGCCACAGAACUUGAUUUAGAAGGGGCAGAAUGUGCCACGCUUAUGUUCAACCAUAUGAACUCUACAGAUGUCUCAAUAAGUUGGAUAUCCAAUAAUACAGCUUCCUAUUAUAAUGGAUCUGUGGUCAUCACCGUCGACCCAAAUAGUAACAGCACAACCAUAGGAGAUCUGUUAUUGAUCACUUAUACAGAUCAAAAAGCUGAAAGCUAUUCAUUCCUGGACGUGGACUACGAGCAUUAUGCUGUUCUUUUUUCAUGCUACGACAGUGAAGAUGGUAACAGCAGUACGUACGAAAUCUGGAAGUUGAUCAGAUCGCCUCAUCUGAAAGAAAGUGAUGCAAUAAAACUCGAUCAAGCAGUAGCUAACUACAGUCUGCAAGACACACCAUUUAUUAAUUUCAAUAACAACGAAAGCGCAUGCAGCACCAGUGGCACUCAAUAUUUGGAUCCGUCCACAUUGAUAUGGACCUCGGCUGUGGCUUAUACGCUGUUUCAAAGGUUGUAUUAACAGAGGGCUGUACAAUUUUUUUACUACACUACAUGUAGAACUACAUAAUUUGAAUAGUUACAGUUAUUUUAAUAAUAAAGAACCAAAUGUUGAUAAUCCCUGUUUCUAUACGCUGUUUACAAAAUUGUAUUAGCAAAGAGGUUAUUUUUUUAAUUCAACUUCUCUUAAAGCUAUAGUCUCAAGCUCAUAGUAAUUUUAUUUCUGUAUAUUCAGGUUAUUAAUAUGACAAUAUUUAAAUUUAGAACAAUAAGUAUAUAUUCUGAUAGUGUAACCAGAUAUUUAUAGUAUUAUAUUCCUAUAAGUUGCUCACAAAAUGUGUAAAAUAUUUUAUGUAAAGCUUUAAAAAUCUUAAUAUUAAAGCACAC
Messenger RNA from Achroia grisella, 1016 nucleotides. RefSeq names its product lazarillo protein-like. The transcript has 4 exons. Bases 7 to 651 code for a protein of 214 amino acids. NCBI's taxonomy places the organism in Eukaryota, Metazoa, Arthropoda, Insecta, Lepidoptera, Pyralidae. The record is from RefSeq and is a predicted model, not a curated record.